AUGACACGUCAUACAUUAAGGAAAGACCAUACAGACAUCGCGAGACAAGCGAUUUUCUGGAAUGUCCAAGGAAAUAGGACUAGGGGCCAACGGAGAAUUACUUGGCGUACAACUGUUGAACGGGAGGCGGAACAACAGAACAAGAAGCUGCAGGAAAUAGCAGCUUUGGCCGAGAAUCGAAAUAAUAUUUGGUCAGUACACAUUGAGUUGAUAAGGAUGAACAUUUUUAUGCUUCUUUUUAUGCUGACAUUGAUUGCAAUCGUACAAUCAGUUACAAUUAACACCAGCCCAUUGGAUGUGACAUGCAACAUAACAAAAAUUAACCUUGAUUAUGUCGACAAUGUCAAUGUCUGCCAUGUUACAAGCUCUUUAAAUAUUACGAAUCCCAACGAAAGUGUCAACUUAGUAAAUUCAGGAAAUACAAAAAUUGAUGGCGUUGUCAUUCACAAUAAGGAAGUUCAUUGGUUGCCACAAUUUGAUGAUUCAGUAGCUUCAAACUUACGAGUUCUUGUUGUUGAGCGAUCACAUUUGAAAGGAUUAACACAAAAUUGUUUAAAAAUGAUGACUAAUUUGGAGUCUUUGGAUCUAAACAGCAAUGACAUUGAAGAAUUGAAAAAUAAGCCAUUUGAGUUCAACAAAAAAUUGACUUUUAUAAAUUUUUUAAGGAACAAAAUUAAAUUCGUAGAAGUCGGAACCUUUGACAGUCUUGAGAACUUGAAUCGUUUGUACUUCCGCAAUAAUAAGUGCAUAUCGAGUGGUGGAAAUGCCAAAAAUAAGGAAAAAGUAAGGAAAUUACUAAUAAUCAUCUAUGAUUCGUGUAAAGCUUUAAAUGAAGGCAAGGAUAUCAAACGAUUGGUGCUGUAUAUUUACUUUAAGAUAAGUGUAAAAGUUUUAAUUGAAAAUAAUAAAGAUCUUAAAAAUUAUUACAGAAUUAUUGUCUUGAUUUAUGCAGUUAAGGGACAUACUUUUAGUGAUGUAGCUUUAAAUGCUGUAGAUUGGAAGCCAUUAGAUGUGUUAUGCAAUGUAACGAAAAUUAAUCUUGAUAAGGUUGAUGAUGUCACUGUUUGCCAUGUUACCAGCUCUCUAAAUAUUACGAAUCCCUACGAAAGUGUCAAUUUGGUUCAUUCAGGUCAUACACAGAUUGAUGGAUUUCUAGUUCGAAAAAAGUCAGUUCUUUGGUUGCCACAAUUUGAUGACACAACAGCUUUGAAUUUAAGAAUUCUUACAGUUGAGGAUUCAAAGUUGAAAGAAAUAACUCAAAAUUGUCUAAAAUUGUUGAUAGAUUUGGAAUCAUUGGAUCUUAACAGCAAUAACAUUCAGGAAUUAAAAAACCAGCCAUUUGAGUGCAAUAAAAAAUUAACGUUCAUUAAUUUGACAAACAAUAAAAUCAAAUUUAUUGAACCAGGAACUUUUGAUGAUCUUCAGCACUUGAAUGGUUUGUACCUUCAUAAAAAUGAUUGCUUUACUAAAGGCGCAAAUGCAAAAACUAGGGACAACGUUAAAAGGUUAUUAAUAAUGCUACAAACUGUCUGCAAAGCAUCAAAUGAAAAGCCCAAAACUACAACAAGUAAGAAAAGGAGAUCAACAACCAAAGAAUAUUCAAGACAUACAACAAGUACUGAACAAAAUAUCAAUAACUUGAACAUCAGCACAUCCACCAGUGAACCAUUUCAGAUUGAUUCAACUUCACAUUCUUAUAAAAUUGCAAUUUUAUCUGCAAUUCUAUUGACACUUAUUGUUACAAUUGCCUGUGCUGUUCGCCAUAAUUCAUCUGCUCCAAAAAACACUGAAAGUCAGUCAAGCAACGGAAAUUCAGAAGAAUUAAGUAAGAGAACCAAGAACAGCCAUGCAGUACUAACAAGCAUCAACCCAGAUCACAAUAUAAUUGAAAUUCCUCAAAGAACAUCAGAUAUUUACGAAGAUAUUCUGGAAUAUCAAAGAUCGAUAGAUGAAACUUAUCAAAAUCCUUUGGACGAUGAAAUCGCGGAUGAGAUUUUAAAAAGUAACUUUAAUCAUGAUGAUUUCUAUGAAGAGAUUAUGAUUGAUGCUGCAAAGUUUUCAGAUGAUCUGAUGAAUGGUGAGCUACAAGAUCAACUAUACAACGGUUCAGACGAUUUUUAUAGCCAAACUGUGGAUGAAUUAAUUCCUAACAUUUGUGAAAAUGAAGAAUCUAAUCAAACUUAUGCAAAUCAAUACGAUUUUGACCAAAAUCAGCAAAAUGUUUUAACAGAUUCUAUUGAAGUUGAUCAAACUCAAGAUAAUUCUGAAGACAUAUAUGCUGAAACCUACAUCAAUGUACCACAAGAACCUGUAAAUGACAUAUACGCAACUGUUCAGAAGAAUUAG
This is a messenger RNA of Chironomus riparius, 2346 nucleotides long. The record is from the annotation of a GenBank genome assembly. NCBI's taxonomy places the organism in Eukaryota, Metazoa, Arthropoda, Insecta, Diptera, Chironomidae.